Messenger RNA from Penicillium nucicola, 636 nucleotides. Its product is annotated as H/ACA ribonucleoprotein complex subunit GAR1/NAF1. The record is from RefSeq and is a predicted model, not a curated record. Gene Ontology annotation, biological process: ribosome biogenesis; snoRNA guided rRNA pseudouridine synthesis. Gene Ontology annotation, molecular function: box H/ACA snoRNA binding. The coding region runs from base 1 to 636 and encodes 211 amino acids. The transcript is spliced from 5 exons. NCBI's taxonomy places the organism in Eukaryota, Fungi, Ascomycota, Eurotiomycetes, Eurotiales, Aspergillaceae. Gene Ontology annotation, cellular component: box H/ACA snoRNP complex.
AUGUCUUUCCGUGGUCGUGGUAGUGCUUCCGGUGCCAACCGUGGAGGUUUCGGCAGCCGUGGUGGUCGCGGAGGUUUCCAGCCGUCGUUCGGCCCCCCAGCUCAGGUCCUGGAGAUGGGAUCCGUGAUGCACUCUUGUGAGGGUGAGAUGGUCUGCGAGUCGAUCAACCCCAAGAUCCCCUACUUCAACGCCCCGAUCUACCUCGAGAACAAGACUCCCAUCGGAAAGGUCGACGAGGUCCUCGGCCCUAUCAACCAGGUCUACUUCACCGUCAAGCCUCAGGAGGGUAUCGUCGCAACUUCGUUCAAGCCUGGUGACAAGGUCUACAUCGGAGGCGAUAAGCUCCUUCCUCUUGAGAAGUUCCUUCCCAAGCCCAAGGCUCCCCCUGGACCUAAGGUCAAGCGCGCCGGUGGUGCCCGCGGUGGUGCCCGUGGUGGCUUCGGUGGUGGCCGUGGUGGUUUCUCCCGUGGUGGUGGCCGUGGUGCUCCCCGCGGUGGCCGUGGUGGCUUCUCUCGCGGCGGCGGUGGUGGCUUCUCUCGUGGCGGCGGUGGUGGCUUCGGUGGCCGUGGUGGCAGCGGCGGCUUCUCUCGUGGCCGUGGUGCUCCCCGUGGAGGUGGCUUCCGUGGUCGCGGUUAG